CGUGAACGCGCACUCCUCUGGCAGGAGCGACAGUCGCGCGCUCCCGUGCGUUCGCAAUAGAAAACAAAGCUAUCCGUGCGCUUCCAUUACAGCUAGCGGGGCAAACCCAAGCACACAGCUCUCACUGCAUGCACACCCAAGAUGGGUUUGCAGCUCAUCUGAGGGCCUUUGAAAGCGGGGACUGUUGUGAGGACAGCCAGCCAGCUGAAGUCAGCGAAACGUUUCGGGGUUUUUCCCCGGACUGCUUUUGUUUCUUAGCCGCGGCUAGCAGCACAGCCACAAUCAUUGUCAUUUCUGCUGCGAGCUGCUGAAGGAAAACAUAUCGCCAUGUUGUUGUCGGAGGGGCUCAGUGAAUAAGGCGAAACCGUGAGCGUGUGGAGGUGAUAAUCUCGUCGUUAGAGCCGAACCCGAGUCCUCAGCCGCUGCCUGCCUGACUGACUGACCGACAUGGCGGAGCAGAGCUACUCCUGGGCGUACUCCCUUGUCGACUCCAGCCAGGUGUCAACCUUCCUCAUCUCCAUCCUCCUCAUCGUUUAUGGCAGCUUCAGGUCAUUAAACAUGGACUGCGAGAACCAGGAGAAGGACAAGGAUGGAAACCCCACCAACACUGGCUCCUUCAACAAUGCCAACUCUAACAACAGUAUUCAGACCAUAGACUCCACACAGGCGCUGUUCUUGCCCAUCGGAGCCUCCGUGUCUCUGCUCGUCAUGUUUUUUUUCUUCGACUCCGUUCAGGUGGUGUUCACCAUAUGCACUGCAGUUCUAGCUACCAUCGCGUUUGCAUUCCUCUUGCUGCCAAUGUGCCAGUAUCUGACCAAACCCUGCUCCCCACAGAACAAGAUCUCGUUCGGUUGCUGUGGCCGCUUCACGUUGGCGGAGCUGCUGUCGUUUUCCCUCUCUGUCAUGCUGGUUCUCAUCUGGGUGCUGACGGGCCACUGGCUGCUCAUGGACGCUCUUGCCAUGGGUCUCUGUGUGGCCAUGAUCGCAUUUGUGCGGCUGCCUAGUCUCAAGGUGUCGUGCCUGCUGCUGUCAGGCCUCCUCAUCUAUGAUGUGUUCUGGGUCUUCUUCUCCGCCUACAUCUUCAACAGCAACGUGAUGGUGAAGGUGGCGACGCAGCCUGCCGACAACCCCCUCGACGUGCUCUCACGCAAGCUGCAUCUGGGCCCCGGCGUGGGUCGGGACGUCCCCCGCCUCUCCCUGCCCGGAAAGCUGGUGUUCCCAAGCUCCACCGGCAGCCACUUCUCCAUGCUGGGCAUCGGCGAUAUCGUCAUGCCGGGCCUGCUGCUGUGCUUCGUACUCCGAUACGACAACUAUAAGAAACAGGCCAACGGAGAAGUGCCCGGUUCUGUCAACAUGUCCGGCCGCAUGCAGCGGGUUUCCUACUUCCACUGCACCCUCAUUGGUUACUUUGUUGGUCUGUUGACUGCAACCGUGGCCUCUCGUAUUCACCGCGCGGCCCAGCCUGCCCUCCUGUACCUGGUGCCCUUCACCCUGCUGCCUCUGCUCACCAUGGCCUACCUGAAGGUGUGUCUGUUUGCACCAACACCAGAAUCUCCACAGGGAUGCUAGUGCCUCAUUUCUAGG
Molecule: messenger RNA, 1584 nt
Organism: Sinocyclocheilus rhinocerous
Lineage: Eukaryota; Metazoa; Chordata; Actinopteri; Cypriniformes; Cyprinidae
Gene: sppl3
Product: signal peptide peptidase 3
Exons: 9
Coding region: 448-1569 (373 amino acids)
Biological process (GO): membrane protein proteolysis
Cellular component (GO): cytoplasmic side of endoplasmic reticulum membrane; Golgi-associated vesicle membrane; lumenal side of endoplasmic reticulum membrane
Molecular function (GO): aspartic endopeptidase activity, intramembrane cleaving
Source: RefSeq, a predicted model, not a curated record